GGCAGAGCAGUUAAAGCAGGGAUGUCAGGCCGUCCCACUCCCAUUCGGCACAAACGCAGCAGAGCAGAAAGGAGCUUGAACGCCACGGCGGCUGAUGCCUGACCUGAUACCGACUCCUCUGCGUCACGCCCUCAUCAUACCAAACCCACAGAGUCGCUGAGAGCCGCCAGGCCAUCCUUGUGACAGCAGCCUUCUCUGCCCGUCUGAUGCAGACACGCCGCACCUCCUCCUCUCCACAAAGGACCUCCUCUGACUGUUUGGCACGCACCUGAUCCCUGUUCCUUAGGAGCAAAAAAAAACAAAACAAAGAAAUCGGACUCUUGAGCAGAGCAGGUAAAGGAGCCAUCACACCCUGCUGCUGAAACUAGACACACCAGACCAAGAAAAGUGGGGCCGGCGGCCAUCUUUGGUGCCCGAGGAGCAAGAUGUUGGAAAAAAUCCUCAAGGACAUGUGGGUGGAGCCGGCGCUGCUGGAGGCCCUAAACGAAGAGCAGAAGAGGAUCCUCUUCCUGAAGAUGAGAGAGGAGCAGGUGCGCCGCUGGACGGAAAGAGAAAAGAGGGAAGAGAAAGAAGGACGGAGCAACACCUGUGCCAAGAAAGCUUCAAGUAAACACGUGUCGUGGCUUCUUGGUCGAGAUGGGGAUGUGAGCGUCAGCGUCUUAGGAGAGGUGGACGAAUUCAGGUCCUCCAAAAUCCUCCAGAACCUCGAGAGCAGACUCCACACUGAUAAUAUGAAUGGCAUCCAGACGGCGGACUUGCUGCCAGGAAGAGAGGCCCAGCAGCUCAGCUUCAAAGACAACGUCAAGCUGCCCCUCGCAGAUGUGAACGAAGAGCCGGUUCCGUCGAAGGGCAAAUCCUCUGAGGGGGGUUUCGACUGCGACGGCGACCUGAAAGACCCCUCUAAGGACGGUCGCGUGGCAGAGCCCAGGAAGACGUUCGCAGACCAUCCGCACAACACAACACCUGCCCGCACCAAACCGCACAUACCUGACAAACCGGCUCACCUACAGGGGACAGCACAUAGUUGACGGUGUAGGACUGCAUCCACCCUGCUGCAAGACGACACUCGACCCUGAAAGAGCCAAAGGUUACAUUACUGAGCGCGCUGAGCUCCACGCCGGCGUCACAGCUCGUUUAGAAAAAGGCCAAGGCAUCGACAAAGAAGCAUCUCAGCUUGAACUGAACAUCCAUGCAAGAUCUGAUUUCUAGAUCUGAACCACUGACUGAAUGUGGAUGUGUGACCCGGAUGACAAAAUCAAAGAGAUUCAAGUUGAAAUCUGAGCUCAAACAGGGUUUGUCCCUUCCAGAUGGACACAAAUGCUCUUGACUUCAGCUAAAAGCCGAAAUUCGCUCCUCAAAUGCCACAAGAAAUUAUUUUUCUUCAUCCAAAACAAAUCCAACCUGAAUAAAUCAUCCUGCUCUCCUCUGUAUUGAUUUGGCGUUUUGAAAGAAGUCUGUGUUUGUGAUCCCUGUAAGUGCUGUUUAACGCCACAGGCUCGGACUGGACUCGGCCUGCUGCCUCCUGCGCAUCAGCUGAUCGAACGCUCCGGGGAGGAAUAAAAACCGCCGGAUCUGCAGUGAAACGAUAAACAAACUGCAGGCUACAAAUGUUGCACUUCUAUCUUGAAAGGGCUUUGCAACCCCUCACAGUCACAAAUGAGCAGUUAAGUACAUUCAUUGACAAGUACUGACCUGCUGAUCAGGAUACCCCCCCCAGGGUUAGUCUUGCUCAAGAAGACUUUGUCCUACUGCUGAUGAAUUAUUGGAGAAAUCACUGAAUAAACGUAUUGUGGGGGCAACAACUGUUACAAGGGAUCUUCCACGAUGCUGGGUUUUAAAAAGCUUUCAUCUUUUUUCCUGUGAGCUGGGAAUUUGGUGUUAAAACUUAAGUAAUGUUUAGAGUUUUCUGAUUUUGUUGUAAAUCUCGCGGCGUGCUGCCACAUUAUUCAGCUAAUAGACGGGUUUUUCACUCCAAGGGGGAAGGAAAUACCACGAAAAAGAAGUGACAGAUCACCAUGUGAUCUUUUUUUUUUACUGCAACCACUGGCAGACCUUUCUACCGGCCCUGAAUAUUUAUUUGUAAAUAAAAGCUACCUGAGCAUUGUUGGACCUUUACAUUGAUCAAGCACCAAGGAGCUUUUCCUGUAGAAUGGCUCAAACGGGACUUAGAACGUUUAAAAAGGAAAAGUUAGUUUCUAUUUGAGGGGAGACAAAAAGACAGUUAGCCCUAAUUUCACAAGUUUAACUGUAAAUUCUUUUAAUUUAACAUGUAGACAAUAUCUAUAUAUCUAUCUAUCUAUCUAUGAACAAGCAUACUGUUGCAUUGCACACACACCAAAACAGAGUAAGUUAGCACCAGAACAAACUUAGUUGCUGAAUGCUAUUGUUAAAAUUUAGCAUUGAGUUUUUGCAGUUUAAUAGUUUUAAAAUAUAAAAAUGUAUUUUAAAUAUUGUGGGUUUGAUUUUAAAUUGUUAAAGUACCUUUUACCAAACAGGAAGUGGCUGCUGGCUUCAAAAAGUCAAAAUCCCAACAACUUCUAUAGAGGAAAAAAAAAGCUAUUACUCAAUCAUUCCGUUUUUUUUCAACAUGUUCACGUUAAUUCUAUUUUUUUUUCCCCAUAUAUUCUUUUGUAAUGCAAAUGAUUCAAGUAAUAAACUGACCAAUCAGUUGUCUCAA
Oryzias latipes (Japanese medaka) is the source of this 2677-nucleotide messenger RNA. Its product is annotated as SH2 domain-containing protein 4A. NCBI's taxonomy places the organism in Eukaryota, Metazoa, Chordata, Actinopteri, Beloniformes, Adrianichthyidae. Gene Ontology annotation, cellular component: cytoplasm. The record is from RefSeq and is a predicted model, not a curated record.